This is a messenger RNA of Prunus avium (sweet cherry), 2790 nucleotides long. The record is from RefSeq and is a predicted model, not a curated record. Lineage: Eukaryota; Viridiplantae; Streptophyta; Magnoliopsida; Rosales; Rosaceae.
AUGAAGAGGUCAAAACUUGGUUUACUUCUUACAAAUAUUCCAUUGUGGAAUAAGAUGUUCUUGAUUUCAUGUGUGAUUGCAAUCUCAUUAGAUCCUUUGUUCUUUUACAUUCCAAUCAUUGAUGAGGAUAACAAGUGCCUUGGAAAGGACAAAAACUUGAGGAUUGCAGCUCUUCUUUCGCGAUCACUCACGGAUAUCAUUUUCCUGCUACAUUUUGUCUAUGAAGUUUAUGAAGCUAUUAAAACCAGAAACAGUACAUUUACUGUGGUACGAAGAACAACUUGGCAUUCAAAAUCGAAAAUACAAAAGCUAAUUGAAUUUGCUAAGGGAAUACCUCAGAAAAUGUCGUGGUUAUCUCUCUCCAUCGUAAUUGACUUUUUGGCUCUUCUUCCAAUCCCUCAACUGCUAAUACUAGUUGUUUUUUACAAAAUGGGAGGCUCUGGAUAUUUGGAACAUAGGAAGGUUUUGAAUCUCUUCCUUCUCGGUCAAUAUUUACCAAGAAUUUAUCGAAUUCAUCUAUGGUGUAAGGAACUUACAAGGACUACUACCAGAAUAUGGACCACUACUAGAAUAUGGGCUAAAGGUUUACUCAACUUGCUUCUCUACAUUCUUGCCAGUCACGUACUCGGAGCGUUUUGGUAUUUUUUUUCUAUUCAACGAGAGACAUCAUGUUGGCGCCAAGCUUGUGUAAAUUAUAGUGCAAAUCCAAAGGAAUGUAUGAGUGCCUUCUAUUGCGAUGGUCGGAAUACAUCUUCAACAACUAUCACAUUUUUGAAUGAGCGUUGCCCAUUAAAUACUCCAGAUGGUACCGAUGCACCCUUUGAUUUUGGAAUAUUUCUUGAUUCCCUUAAGAAUCAUAACUCGGAGCAUAUACAUUUUGCUAGGAAGUUAUUUUACUCUUUUUGGUGGGGCUUGCGGAAUCUAAGUAACUUUGGCACGAAUCUCACAACAAGUACAUAUAUGUGGGAAAACUUGUUUGCAAUUCUUAUUUCUAUCAUUGGCUUGGUACUGUUUCUAUAUCUCAUUGGAAAUGUGGAGGCAUCUAUGCGGUUGGAAGCUAAAAAAUCAGACGAUAAAACUCAGAAGAUUAGAAUGAAAGAGCUAGAUGUACGAAGCUGGAUAUCCAGAAAUGAAUUACCUUAUGAUUUGAGGAAAGAAAUCAUGAAUAUCAUAAAGCUAAAGUUAGAUGAAAACAAGGACGCCGAUUUGGUGAAUCUAUUCUCUAUUCUUCCUUGGCAUACCAGAAAAUCUCUAAAGCGUUGUCUCUGCAUGAAGACACUAAAAACAGUACCAAUGCUUAAAAAAUUGGAUGAAAAAGUGUUGAAAAUGAUGUGUGACUAUCUGAAGCCAGUGGUGUACAACGAGAAUAGCUUCGUUUUUCGAAUGGGAGACCCACUUGAUUGCAUGCUCUUCAUUGUAGAAGGGACCAUGUGGACCUACUACUCGCCUAGUACUAGCGAUACCAAUACUACCAGUGAAGCUGCUGCUACUUCCCCAUCAUCAAUAUUAAUGACCACCAAGGCCCUUAAGAAGGGUGAGUUUUACGGGGAAGAGCUUCUCAAAUGGGCAUCACCCACUUUCACCACACUUCCAAUCUCCACCCGGCAUGUCAGAAGUCAGAAAAAAGUGGAAGCAUUUGCUCUCAUGGCCGACGACUUGGCAACUGUAGUGUCUAAAUGCCAACUGCAGUGGGACUUAAACAAUUGUGACAAUCCUCAAGAGAUGAAGAUGAUGGCUGUUUCUUCCAUAACAAAAGCAAUCCGUCGUUUCCGCACUAGUAGGCAUCGUUCAACGACGGAAAGAUUGUUAGAUGAAGUUAUCGGGGCAAAGCUACCAAGGGGAAAUCUGACCCAAAAACUUGAACAAAAUAAAGAUGUUCAGGUAGAGAACAUCCUCUCUGUUCUUCCAUUGGUACAUAGCAACUUUAUCAGGCGUUAUCUUCGUUUGGCUACAGUUAAGAAUGUUCGUAUUCUUAAAGCUAUGGAUGAAAAACUGUUGAAAGCAAUCUGUGAACAUCUCGUACCAAUCAACUACAAUGAGAACAAGGAUAUUUUUGGAGAGGGGGACCAACUUGAUAGGAUGCUUUUCAUCAGGCAAGGCAUUGUACGGGCGUAUAGAACAAAUGGCAAAGGUGGAAAGAUUGGUACUUCUAAGCUUCUGGAGAAGGGUGAUUUGUAUGGAGGAGAGCUUCUAAAUUGGGCAUCAAAUCAAAUUACGUCUCAUACUGUCUUACCCAUCUCGACCAGAAAUGUCAAGUCUGUAAGCAAAGUUGAGGCCUUUACACUCACGGCCAGGGACUUGGAGUUGGUAAUCACUAAAUUCUGGUGGUAUUUCACCAAGGACAAGGAGCUCAACCAAUUUAGCGAGCCUCAGUUGAAGCAGCUGAAGAAGCACGCAAUUUCUUCAAUAGAAAGAAAAGUCCAUCGCAUUAAUCAAGCAAAGAUGAAUAAGCAGCAGCAUACACCCCCAUUGGCUGGUGAAUGUAGUAGUGGUAGUAUCAUCUGGCGCCAAAGAGUAAAUGUCAGCAAGCUCAGGGAUCAGGUAUCUUCCCCAAGGAGUCACCUUGGUGCUCCAUGUUAAGGAGAUUCGACGGUGCACAAAAGCUCUCUUGAACCAUCACGAUUCACAAAUGUGAGAUAUUGAGUCCGAACACUUCACGAGGCAACUAGGACAAAACCAAUCAGCAGUGAUGAUUAACAUUGAUUGAUACUACUGUUACUGUAGAAACAUUGAUUAAACAUUUGCAACCAAUAUAUUAUAUACUAAUUAAUGACUACUCUUGGGGAAUAA